AUGCUCAUCCGUGUAUCGUUGACGGCAUGCGCGCAUGUCCGCUGCCAUGCAUCACGCAGCAGCUUCCUGCUUAAGCAAAUUAUUUCCUAUAACCAGACCCAACAUCGAAGACUAUCAUCUCUCUCCAACUCGAAUCAAUUAGACCUAAAAAAUGGAUCAAAUCUCUUUCGAGCUCUUACAACACACAAACCAAGCAGUCUAGCGGUAAAGCACACUCAAUCAGGCCGCAGAUUCACCUACGCCGAUUUAAACAGAGAUAUCACUCAAUCACGAGAACGACUUAUACAAAAGUCCAACACAGCUAGAUUAUCAUCUCUGAAGGGUGAAAGAGUCGCCUUUGUAGCGGAGAAUGAUUACGAUUCUGUGGUAAUGCUAUUUUCUAUCCUGGCUAGUGAUGCAAUUGCAUUACCGGUGUCACCUUCAUUUCCAUACCCGGAAAUUGAGUACAUACUCAAUAAUGCAGAUGCGAGGAUGCUACUUUCUACGGAGAGAAGUGGGAGUAUAGCAGAUUUGUUUAUGCGUCGGGAUGACUUGAUCGUGGAUGUGAGAGAGGCUAUAAUGGGAAGCAAUAGUCAGCGGGAGGAAUCGUUAGGACAAAUCGAUUUUCCUGAUGUGCAGGACUCGAAUGGAGGACUUAUGUUGUAUACUUCUGGGACUACGAAUCGACCGAAAGGUGUCUUUAUACCGUUAUCGGCAUUACAAGCUCAAGCGCAGUCAUUGAUUGAAGCAUGGGAGUACUCUCCGAAAGAUCAUUUACUGCAUUUACUUCCAUUGCAUCAUAUCCACGGCAUUGUAAAUGCGCUCCUCGUCCCUGCUCUCGCCGGCUCAGCGAUCGAGUUUAUGCAUCCGUCAAGUCCGGAUGCAAUAUGGCGUCGAUUAGCUGAACCAUUCUUACCGAACCAAAAGCCUGGACCGGAAAAGAUAAAUUUCUUGACAGGCGUACCUACUUUAUACACACGACUAAUGUCGUAUCUCUCUGAAUUACCUACCGAGGUUCAAACCGCGGCAAAGCAGGCUAUUUCCCCAGAUAAUCUACGACUAAAUAUCUCUGGAUCAGCGGCGUUACCAACACCCACGAAAAGUGCAUGGACGGAAUUGAGUAGUGGGAACGUUCUACUUGAACGCUACGGUAUGACUGAAGUCGGGAUGGCGAUUAGCUGUGGAUUAGAUUUUAAAGAUCGUGUUGAUGGUAGCGUGGGAUGGCCGCUACCGUCUGUUGAAGCUCGGUUGUGGGAUACAGAUAAAGAGGAGGUUAUUCAUCCUGGUGAGGAGAUUGAUAAGGAGACGGGUCGCGAGCGAGUAGGAGAGAUACAACUACGAGGACCGACGAUUUUCCGCGAGUAUUGGGAUAAUCCCAAAGCUACUUCGGAAUCUUUCGUCGAAGGUGACGAUGGCAAGGGAGCUUGGUUUCGGACGGGUGACGUUGCAGUGCGGAGAGUAGUCAAGGACAGCGGGAAAGGGAGCAGUGGUGGCUGGGCCCAGGGACCUAUGUAUUUCAUUCAGGGUCGUUUGAGUGUGGAUAUCAUCAAGACAGGAGGAGAGAAAGUCAGCUCCCUUGAAGUUGAGCGCGAGUUGUUAUCACUGCCUGAAAUCGCCGAAGCAGCUGUCGUCGGUCUUCCAUCUGAGACAUGGGGACAGAAAGUGGCCGCAGUCAUCGUCCUGAAAGUUCAGAGCACAACACAAGGGAAUAGCAAGGACAGUAACAACAAAUACAAGCGAGGGGGUAUUAUGCAUCUGCGUCGAGCCUUGAGUGAUCGCCUAGCAGCAUAUAAACUGCCGCAGGAAGUCAAGGUUUUGUCUGGACCGAUUCCGAGGAAUGCAAUGGGCAAGGUGAAUAAGAAGAUGCUUGUGAAGGAGGUUUUUGGCAGUUAG
Molecule: messenger RNA, 1872 nt
Organism: Talaromyces stipitatus ATCC 10500
Lineage: Eukaryota; Fungi; Ascomycota; Eurotiomycetes; Eurotiales; Trichocomaceae
Product: AMP-binding enzyme, putative
Exons: 5
Coding region: 1-1872 (623 amino acids)
Biological process (GO): fatty acid metabolic process
Molecular function (GO): medium-chain fatty acid-CoA ligase activity
Source: RefSeq, a predicted model, not a curated record